Truncatella angustata is the source of this 1449-nucleotide messenger RNA. RefSeq lists its product as uncharacterized. Lineage: Eukaryota; Fungi; Ascomycota; Sordariomycetes; Amphisphaeriales; Sporocadaceae. The transcript has a single exon. Bases 1 to 1449 code for a protein of 482 amino acids. The record is from RefSeq and is a predicted model, not a curated record.
AUGACUCCAACUUUUCUAGAUACACUUACCCAACGAAACCCCGUACCAGAUUCCAGAAGCGAAGAAGGGUACAGCACCAAGAUCAAGACAGUGUACGGUCCACACAAAGUGCAGCCUUGGACAGACGUUACAUGGGAAAACCUGAUUGGGAGUUUCGGGGAAGUCCUACAACGUGAGACCUAUGAUUUAAGGAUCAAAGAUAGGGACGAUAUCCACCCCGAGAAGCUUAACAUCUACACAGAAAGCUCAGUGACGUCACUUGGUGAAGACUGGAACGAAAAAUUGGUCCAGAAUGCACUAGACGGAACGAGGGAAGCACUGAUGGCGACACAGCUAAACGAACGCCUUGCAAAAGGCGUUGUACACUUCAAGAAAAACAACGGGCAAGGGCAUAUCCCGGACGAAAAGGGUAUUCUACAACAACCAGACUGGUGCGUCUAUCAGAAGGGGAAGGAAGAUUACGACAAGAGGAGAUUCGCCAAUCUUGUACCAGGCGACAGCAAGCCAGCAAGUAAAUGGAAGUCUGACUGGAUAGAUUGCGAGGACGCAACAUUAAAAAGACACGCUAAAUUGGUUAUGCAGCAAGUUACGAAAUACAUGUACCUCGGAAACACACGAUAUGGGUUCGUCAUCAGCGAGGAAGAAUUGGUCCCAUUACGGUUAUCGACAUUUCACAGUGACUCAGAGACUGUGGAUGAACGUAUAGGAGAUAAUCUUGCGCGACAAAUUGUCAACGCGACGCACGGCAACUUUGAGGAAGACGAGGAAGCCGAAGAAGCCGACGACCAAGGGGAUGAAGAAUAUCGAUCUCAGCGGGAGAUCAGUCUCGAGCCGUUUCAGAAGUUAGCAGACUUUUUACAAGACGCUAACAAUAAGACUCAUUUGUUGGUGGAGUACUGUCGUGUCCCUUGGGCCGUUCACGGCACUGGGGCACUCACUGUCAACUUGACCCUAUGGUGGCUUCCUAUACUAGCGAUUCUAGACUCCUCGGUAAGAGAAGCUGGGACGUACAACCCACUGAGCGAUACCAUACCCGAAGCUCAACGAAUUAUCAGCGGUGAGACAGCAGGAGGCGAGGUAAACAAUGAUAGCCACCAGAGGCAGGCAGGAAUAUCCCGCAAACGUAAGGUCGAUAAGUUGGAGCAACCCGUGACGAGGUCGAAGUCUCAACAGUCCUCAGUGGGCAAUAGCCAGCGUAGCCAACCAGCCGCACCAAGAGAAACGCCAGUUCCAUCUAGACGACCUCGUCGACUUGCCCAAGACGAAGCAACUCCUAUAUCUGUAUGGGACCGUUUAGAUACCCCUGGGAACAUGUUUUCUCGUCGUCUCCGGGCGAAGUCACGCAGGAGCAAAAGAAUGUUGAGUGAUUCUUUCACAUCAGUGGCGAGCAGUUUGCAAGGGAUGGAGGAUGAUGAGUAUGAAGUAUCUUUCACGUCGAAUUUAGGGUGA